Parnassius apollo (apollo) is the source of this 1296-nucleotide messenger RNA. The record is from the annotation of a GenBank genome assembly. NCBI's taxonomy places the organism in Eukaryota, Metazoa, Arthropoda, Insecta, Lepidoptera, Papilionidae.
AUGUCUAUAAUUUUCGCAGUUGGACUUAAUUUCGGACUAGUGAAUGGGUACGAUGGUGGUGUUGGUCUGAAAUUUACCUGGACAAAAGUAGAGUUAAAAAGAGACAUGGCCAACAUUCUAUUACGCCGUGCGCUAAUAGAUGCGAUUCGCGUACCAGCUGGUACCAGGGCUUCUAGCGAGCUUGCUAAGAUUGGCAACCGUGAGUGGGUAGGAUAUGGUUUCAAUGGCCAGCCCAACUAUGCAGACAGGCCUGAUUUCCCCAUUCCAGCAGUUAGGUUCCGCCCUGACACACCUGACAUCAAGGUUCUUCGUGAAAAAGAGAAGGGCGAUUGGCGUAAAUUGACUCUGGAGGAGAAGAAAGCACUAUACCGUGCCUCCUUCUGCCAGACAUUCGCCGAGUUUCAAGCGCCCACAGGGGAAUGGAAAGGUGUUUUGGGCUGGGCCCUUACCAUUGCAUCUCUUUCCAUCUGGAUCUAUAUGGGAAUGAAAUUAUUCGUAUACAGUCCUCUGCCUGAAUCAUUUGAUGAAGAUGCUCAGAAGGCGCAGCUGAAGAGAAUGCUGGACCUCAAGGUGAACCCUGUGGAUGGACUCUCCUCCAAGUGGGACUAUGAGAACAACCGCUGGAAUGAACGUAUCAAAUAUUUGAAUUUCGAAUUGCAGCCAUUGGAAUUUUCCAUGUUCUAUAUUUUAAAAAAAAUUGUUCUUUUUUGGUUCUUGAGUAGUUUUGUUGGUUUUAACGCACUUAUAGAAUUACCACAAGUUGAAGUUAACGAUCUUGUAACAACAGAAAAAAUAAUCAGGACUUCUACAAACAGCAUCUUGUCCAUUCUCAAUUGUGUGAAACCUGAAAAUAGUUCAAAAAUUAAAGAAUAUUCAACUCUCCAUCGAUAUUUCGUAUCUGUGACGUUGGAGGAUUCAAACAAUUUAAAACGUAUAGCACGUUUAACCAGAGUUGAUCAUAAAAAAUUUAAUAACUCUACAGAAAAUUUAACGGCAAUUUUAAACGACUUGCUCAAUGAGAAUCAAUAUAAGCUGAUAUCGAAUGAAACUGCUGAAAAGGAUGAUGAUACUGAUGUAGUGCUACACGUAGAUACUUUUCUUGCUAAACUAGAAGCAUUAAAGGAAAUUUAUGGUGUCAAUAAAGUAUUUACUGAUAUUAAUACGAAUAUCAUAAAACUUUUCAAAGAGACCAGUGAACUACAAUUGAUACCAAAGUCAAAUAAUUUGACAAGCCAAGUUGUAGAUAAUGAUACUAUAGUUGAGAGCAAUGAAUUUUGGGGUAAGCUUUAUUCUUGA